Molecule: messenger RNA, 2343 nt
Organism: Ramularia collo-cygni
Lineage: Eukaryota; Fungi; Ascomycota; Dothideomycetes; Mycosphaerellales; Mycosphaerellaceae
Exons: 1
Coding region: 1-2343 (780 amino acids)
Source: RefSeq, a predicted model, not a curated record
AUGCUCACAUUUCGCCUCCGUCGCGUGCAAGUCGAGCUCCAGUCGCACCGGAAGUGGCUGAAAACUUUCCAUGCCGGGUCGGUAGACCAUCACGGGCGAGCUGAAGCCGCAUCUUCGACCUCGAGAAGUUUCUCUAGCAGCCAUGGAUACACCUACCGAUAUGGACAGACCCAAGAUCCUGCGCCUGCGCCCGAGCAGACCCGCUAUGUCUCCCCGGCGAAGCAGCGAAAGCAGGAGCGUAAAAUCAAUCGUCAGUUGGGACGGAGUCAAAGUCAUUCGAAGGAGCGGACGGUGAACCUUGGAGCACUUGCAACGCGGUCCGAGCUGUUCGAGGCCGUCGACAGAACCGACAUUGUUGGUGUGAUGAGUGCCUAUCACCGGCUGCCUGAGAAAAAGCCUCUGUCCUCGGACGACUUCUACAAAGUAGCACAAUGCGCACAUCAGGCUCUCAGGCUAGAGAACCAGAAGCCUCCCCACACCAAACGACGAGAAGAGACAGAGCAGAUUGUAGCAUUUGCMGAGCUACUUGCUAGGGAUAUAGGCAGAGGAGACCUUGUGCCUAGUACCGCUGCGCACGUGCACCUGAUGGGAUUGUUCAAAGAGUCUGGCGCCAAAGACGCGGGUUUGAAGUUCUGGAACUGGCUGCAAACACAAGACUGGUCAGACGAGCACGUUAGUGCAGAAGUCUACGCCGUAGCGGUUGAUUUCCUGGCUGUUAACGGCUUUCCGCUGGAGGAUCUCGAGGACCUAUACCAAAGAGCACUGGUACGGUUUCCUGGCUCCUUCAAUGCAUACCACCUGUCACCAGAAGCAAUUGUGUCUGAUCGGGAGAAAGCUAUAUCCAUCAAGGGCAUUCCCAUGGCCCUUCUGCAGUCCAUCAUACUUGCGCGGCUCUUACGAGGUGAGUCGCAAAAGGCAUAUCUCGGACUGGAUACUGCUCUGCGUCUCUUUCCUACUGCUAUCCCACAACGUGCGCUGCGGACUUUCUUAGAUGAGCGRCCAAUAUCCGAAUCGUAUACUGUCUUCGCAAUGGUGUAUCGUGCGGGUAUGCAUCUUCCUGGACUGCCUUUCAAGGCCUUUCUUUCCAAGCUGCGCACCACGGCAGAUUCUAGAUCAGCUGCAUCUCAUUUCUGCUCGGUCCGCGCCAUGCUAUCGAUCAUGUAUCUGCACCUCGGAGCUUCGGGCAGUCUUGCAUCGAACACUGUAGGCGAGCUAGUCAUUGCCAUGACCCAGAUUCUGCGUUUGCCUGAAUUCGAUGCCAUGGAGCGAAAACAGCGCGGCGAGGUGGUUGACUCGGUGUUGGAAAUCGUGAGGAAGACCUGGGCGGUGUUUGCUCGCUACGGUGCAGUUCCCACCCUGUCAUCGUUCAACUCAGUGAUCGCGAAUGUUGCAUGCUAUGGUCGUCUGAAAUCAGUUGUAGGUAUCGUGCUGGCAGACAUGAAGGCACUUGGCCUGGAGCCGAACGACAUUACGCGACGCUCCAUCAUGAAAGUUGGAACCGUCGUACACGACAAAGAAUUCGUGACCAAGGCGUGGAAGACCAUUGUGGACGCACGAGCGGCGAAGGACCAGAGACCCGACCUGAUUGAUUUGAAUGUUUUCAUAAAAGCCGCCAGGCUCUCGGACAUGUCUGACUUCGCGGCUCAGGAAGCCCAAAAGUACCGAUUCUACUUACCAAAGAAUAGCCAAAGUUCGGUUGACUACUAUCUCACCAAGCCGCUGGAAGGGGCGUCUCAAAUACAGAAGGUCGAGGGAUACGCAGAAGAUGUUGUCGAAGGUCUUGCGAAGCUUCGUGCGGACUUGGACGUUCUUGAUGAGCGGACGCGGGAAAAUCCCAGAGUACAAGACUUCAGUAACCAGACUCUGCCCACUAUGCUUGUCAAGCCCCCUGUCGUUCUGGCGAUUGAUGAUCAGGCGAUGCGCGCAAUCUACGAUGAAUUCACCACGGAGCCAGUCACUAGAACGACGGAAAUCUCUGCAGAGGAGCCUUCCAAUGCAGAGAACACGCAAGACGCGACGGAAGACAUCGCACUUCCCAGGAGUGCAACGAAUCUCACAUUCGGCACCCUACGAUACGAGAGCUGGAAGUGCGUCAACAGUCUGCUUUGGCUCGCUGAGAAGCAUGACAAGGAGUAUGAAGCUGCUGUUGAUGAGGCCAUUGCGGCUGGAACGAAACCCCCAACGCGUGAGAUGGGUCUUGGAAAGGCUGAGCAAGACGAGCUGGACUCUUUCGGCUUAAGUGAUUCUACGGACUCUAAUGUUACGCCGCAAAAAAGUGAUGCUGCUGCUGUGGAAGCUGCUCGUAAAGAGAUCGCGCGGCUUCGUGGUAGGCUUGCUGUGUAG